UCUCCCCCUUCUCCCAAAGCUUUCAGGGUUCCUCUGCUUGAACUCCAUGAAUGUUAUUCCCAGGGCACGCUCCUUCAGCAAAUCCCUGAGCGAUGAGGAGAACCUGAAGCUCUUUGGGAAGUGCAACAAUCCAAAUGGCCACGGACACAACUACAAAGUUGUGGUCACCGUGCGUGGAGAGAUUGACCCAGUCUCGGGGAUGGUGAUGAACCUGACAGAGCUGAAGGAAUACAUGCAGUGUCCCCCCAGCCCAUCCUGGCUGCAAAGCCUGCUGUCACUUUGCCAUUUCAGCCAGCUCUGACCCUGCUCUGUUCCCCUCAGCACCACGGAGAACGUGGCCGUGUUCAUCUGGGACAGCCUCCAGAAGCUCCUGCCCCAGGGAAUCCUUUACAAGGUGGAAGUGCAGGAGACAGAGCAGAACGUGGUCGUUUACAAGGGAGAAGAGACAAUUGUCAAGUGAGAUCAGCCUCAGCUCAGCUGCUCAGGAGAAAUGCUCCAAAAUCAGCUCCGUGGAUUCCUGCUCCGAAUUUCCUGCAGCCAGCCCUGGGUUCUGUGUUCCAUCAGAUGUUUCACAAGGACCCUCAGACCCCUUCUGGGUUCUCAGAAUUCUGCUUUUCCUCAAGACCAUCCUGUUUUGCCAGCUGAUGUGAAAUUUAGAAUUGUGCCAGGGUAAAUAAAGCAGCUCUGGGGAGAGGAGGUGGCCUGGCAAAAUCACAAAAGUCUUUGAUUUCUCUCUGAUUAAAUACUGAAUUAAUUUAUAUUAUUAUUAGAUAAUGUGAGCUUUGGUGUUGCUUUGCUUCUUGGUCAAACAGAGAAGCAUUUUUGAGAGUCAGAACUACGAUAUCUUUUUUUCUUAUAAGUUUCUUUCCUGUGCUGCAGACACGUUUCUUCCUGUGACCAGCAAAUCUUUCUCUGUGUGUAGAACUGGUGUAGUGGGCAACAAAAAAAACCAAAAAAACCAUUUCUGAUCUAAACUGAA
Messenger RNA from Lonchura striata (white-rumped munia), 979 nucleotides. NCBI's taxonomy places the organism in Eukaryota, Metazoa, Chordata, Aves, Passeriformes, Estrildidae. The record is from RefSeq and is a predicted model, not a curated record.